AUGACCGACUGGUCGAGCAUGAAGGUGGUUGAACUGAGGGCAGUACUGUCCAGCAGAGGCUUGCCCACUAGGGGUGUCAAGGCAGAGCUGAUUCAACGCCUAAAUGAAGCCGACGCCGAUGCUGCCCCGGCAGAGGGCCCCGCGACGGAUGACAGCCCUCCAACGGUCGCUGCCUCCCCAGAGGCCAGUGAUGAAGCGCCUCUGCCAACCCCCGUACCAUCGAGCGAUGCGGCCGCCGAGAUGCAGAAGCGAAAGAGGCGUUCCUCAACACCACCGCCCUCGGCCAAACGAGCUCGACAAGAGGAAGAGCGCCAGGCAGAACAGCGCGAAGACUCUGUACCGCUCGAUGCCAGUACUCAGGACGCAAUCAAAGAGCGCGUGGCCAUAGGAAGGCCCUCUGGGACGCCUCAGACUACAAUUGAGCCACAGCAACCUCAUGUUGGAGAUAUUCCAAUGCCAUCAAUCCAUCCGCCCACGACCUCGUUGUACAUUCGAGAACUCAUGCGGCCACUGAGACCCGAGAUGGUCGAGCAGUACAUUGUCAAGCUGAUAACACCGCCAGGUAGCGAACCUGACGCGAACCUCAUCGAAGAGUCUUAUCUCGAUACAAUUCGCACUCAUGCUUUUGUGCAAUUGGCGUCAGUCGAGGCUGCGCAACGCGUGCGUGCCGCGUUGCACAAUCAGGUGUGGCCCAACGAGCGGAACCGGAAACCACUUUGGGUCGAUUUUGUACCACCGCGUCAAGUCAAGGACUUCAUCGAGCGGGAAGAAACUUCACCCCGAGGCGGACGACGCUGGGAGGUCGUGUACGAGCAGGAUGGUGGAAGCGUGGUGGCGAUCCACCGUGAAGUUGGCUCCGACAGCAAACCGUUUUCGAAGCCACCUCCCACCGGACCGGCAGCUGGCCCGACUUACCCUGGUAUCGAAGCUGCACCUAAGGGACCUCGAGGUAGGGGUGUUCGUCCGCCUUUCGAGACUCCCGGUGGUCCGCAGAGCCAGCAGACCAACGCCCAUCCACGCCUCUUCUUUACCCCUCUCAAUGAAGACGUAGUUCAGCGUCGCCUCGAGAACAUGCGCUCUUUCUACUCACGAGCUCCCCCACCUGAUCUCGGCAAGGACUACCAUCGUUUCACCUUUGAGAACUCGGAUUCCUUUGUCGAUCGCGGCCGCGAGGUCUUCAUCGGCAUCAGGCCUCCCCAUCGGCAAAAGGAGCACGAAGAGCGCCUCCUCGUCCACCUGUCACUGACGAGAAUCGAUUCUCGCGCUAUGAUGGUGGCCGCCGUCCAGAUCGACCCCCAAGGAACCGUGGAUUCCGAGGCGAUCGAGGCCCUGGGCGUUUCCGAGGAGAGGAUCCUUACCGCUACCGGCCUGGCUAUUAAUCAAGCCAGUCAUGAAGGCCAGAGCCAGGGACAUCAUGGAUGA
Molecule: messenger RNA, 1422 nt
Organism: Cryphonectria parasitica EP155
Lineage: Eukaryota; Fungi; Ascomycota; Sordariomycetes; Diaporthales; Cryphonectriaceae
Exons: 6
Coding region: 1-1422 (473 amino acids)
Molecular function (GO): nucleic acid binding
Source: RefSeq, a predicted model, not a curated record